CUUUCCCAAGACCAUGUCGAGCAAGUGGGUCAACGUCGACUUCUCGGCCGACCACGCGCCGAGCCAUGGACCAUCCACGAGCGUCCGGUCGCAGGGGCGCAGCAGCGAGGCCGAGGCCAUUGCGAUCGAGGUCGGCGAGCCCGUCAAGAUGGGCGACGGCAUGCAGGCGUACAUCUCGUACAAGAUCUCGACCACGACCGACCGGCGGCAGUUCCAGAAGGGCCAGUUUAGCGUCGUGCGCCGCUUCUCGGACUUUGUGUGGCUGCACGCGUCGCUCUGCAGCCUCUUUCCCGGCGUGAUCGUGCCGCCGCUGCCCGAGAAGCUGCUCGUCGGCCGCUUCUCGCCCGAGUUUAUCGAAGCCCGUCGCCGCGCGCUGCACCUCUUCUUGCGGCGCUGCGCCGUGCACCCCGAGAUCCAGCAUUCCGAGUACCUCACGGUCUUCCUCGAAGCGUCCGACGAGAGCCUCUCGGCGUUCAAGCACGACGUGCUCGCCAAGAGCAAGGGCAAGUCGUCCAGCGGUGGCGGGCUCUUCCAGUGGUUUGACGACACGAUCGUGGCCACGAUCUCAAGUACGCUCGGCGCGCAGAGCAUCGCCGUCGAGAAGCUCAAGACAACGACCGAUAUCCAAGUCGAGGACAUGGUCGCCUACAUGGACGCGCUCGAGCCCAUCAUCCAGAGCCUCGCCAAGCACGCGCAUGGCCUCACGAAGCGCGCCCGCGAGAUUGCCGACGGUCUCUUUGAGUUUGGCGUCGCGCUGACGCUCCUCGGGCAAGCCGAAGAGAACGAGUCGCUCCAAACCGCGCUCUGCCACGUCGGCACGUGCUCGGACAAGCUCUCGGUGCUGGCCGCCGAACACGCGGAGAAAGAAGUGCUACUGUUUGAAGAGCCGAUCCACGACUACAUUCGACUCGUGCAAGCGGUCAAGGCGGCGCUCGUCAAGCGCAAUGAGGUUCGCAGCCUGUACCACGGCGCCGUAUUGGACCUCGAGGCCAAGCAGACGGCGCUCCAAAAGGCACAAGCCAAGGGCGGGGACAAGGUUGACGCCGCGGCCAACGAUGUGACCGAGGCCAAGCGGCGCGUGGAUGCAUCCAAGCUCGAGCACGACGUCGUGACCGAGCGCGUCCUUCGCGAGGUCGAUCGCUUCAAGCAGGAAAAGCUCAGCGACUUUAAGCGCAUCGUCCUCGACUACAUCCAGCUCCAGAUUGCGUACAACCGCAAGGUGGAAGACGAGUGGGGCGCAGUGAUCCCCAAGCUGCAGAUGAUCCAGAUCGAGUCGCCGGGAAAACCGUCGUCGGGCGCACCCAUGCCGCCGCCACCGCCGCCCGUGGCGUUCAAAGCACCAUCGUCAACGACCGAUGUCGCCUUGUAAGACAAAAAAGCAAAAACGUAUCCUGGUUGAA
Messenger RNA from Saprolegnia parasitica CBS 223.65, 1400 nucleotides. RefSeq lists its product as hypothetical. The coding region runs from base 14 to 1369 and encodes 451 amino acids. NCBI's taxonomy places the organism in Eukaryota, Oomycota, Saprolegniomycetes, Saprolegniales, Saprolegniaceae. Gene Ontology annotation, molecular function: phosphatidylinositol binding. The record is from RefSeq and is a predicted model, not a curated record. The transcript is spliced from 4 exons. Gene Ontology annotation, cellular component: endosome.